UUUUUUUCCUUUACUAUGCACGGUCUUUCAGGGCUACUGUUCGGAGUUUUGCAUUGCCUUCAGAUAUAUUUCUGUUUCUUCUCUUUUUAUUUAGGAAAGCCUCACCUCCAGUCUAUUGUGGUGGGAAGUCACUAUUUAUCAGAAGAAGAAUAUCUUCAUAUGAUUAUGGGUCGCAUACGUGGACUCGAACUGCUUUUUAACUUGGUGUGGAAGCAGUUAAAAUCCAAAGCAGACUGUUUGGUUGCAGCACUACAUUGCCUCUUAAUCAAUGAAGGUCUGCAGUGCAUGGGCAUAGGCGAAGAUUGGCCAGAGGACGAUUCCAGUACAGGAACAGAGUUACUACCAAAGGAUUGGAAUGAAAACCAAGAGCUCUAUUCUUUACGAUAUGCUACUAAAGACUUCAAACAUCGUUACCUCUUCAAACUAGUGAAAGCAGGACAUACAUUGCACGUGAAUGUUGCCUUGGAUAAAAAUACUGUGGCUGUUUUGUCUUUAAGUAUUGAGAGUCAUGUGUCUGAUGACUAUAAAGAGUACUCGGAUGCUUACAGGGAUCUCGAUUCCUUGAGUGAUUCUUUUCGUAAGGAUGUCUUACAGAAACUCCAGGUAAAGGAAACCAAAGCGGGUACAUCUGGAAAUACUUCAGCUGAAAAAAAGAAAGUUCCACGGGAAGGUCCCAUUUCACCUCUUCCUCCACCAAGGCCACAGCCAGAUUUUUCUACCAUAAGUAGUGAAGAUUUUUAUGGUCCUCAUGCUGGUAUGUUACCCGAUAUUGGUGGAAGUGACCUAAAUCCAUUUCACAGAGGACGCCCUAGUGGUAUGCUUGUUGAUCCUAGUAGCUUUGGAAUACCAUCUAGGCCAACUUUACCGCAGUUUGGUGUAGGAUCACCUGGAGGCCUUCCGCGAGGUGCUGUUCCACCAGGAGCUCGAUUCGACCCGUUUCGUCCUCCCAUACGAGGACCAAAUAGGUUCAACCCAGAUCCAGACCACUUUAGGCCUCCAGAUUUUGAUGAUAUUAUAUAAUUAAUGUUAAACUUUGCCAUGAAUUACACAUAUAAUAAAAAUUAAAUGCUGUGGGGAAUACUUUAUUGUGAAUUGUGUUAUUCAGCAUAGCAUCAUGCAUUUGGGUUAUAUAACAACAUACUGCUGUGAAUUUGCAUCAAGAAUGGUCAUAUGUACAAAACGUGUAAAAGCUUUCAUUUUUCCAAGAACAUUUUCUUUUAUACUAAAUGCUAUUUCUUGUUUAUCCAAAAAUGUAAAUUUCUGUGAAUAAACAUGUAGAGAUAUUUAUAUUUUCUACUUUUGUUUUAUAA
Stegodyphus dumicola is the source of this 1310-nucleotide messenger RNA. It is a transcript of the gene PI31, whose product is annotated as Proteasome inhibitor 31 kDa. Gene Ontology annotation, biological process: proteasome-mediated ubiquitin-dependent protein catabolic process. Lineage: Eukaryota; Metazoa; Arthropoda; Arachnida; Araneae; Eresidae. Gene Ontology annotation, molecular function: proteasome binding; endopeptidase inhibitor activity. The record is from RefSeq and is a predicted model, not a curated record.